Juglans regia (Persian walnut) is the source of this 473-nucleotide messenger RNA. Its product is annotated as rac-like GTP-binding protein 3. Bases 109 to 459 code for a protein of 116 amino acids. The record is from RefSeq and is a predicted model, not a curated record. NCBI's taxonomy places the organism in Eukaryota, Viridiplantae, Streptophyta, Magnoliopsida, Fagales, Juglandaceae. The transcript has 3 exons.
AGAUCUCCGUGAUGAUGAUAAGCACUAUUUGGCUGAUCACCCUAGAUUGAUGCCUGUGACAACUGCACAGGUGUGCUUUUUUCCCCAUUAGUUGCUCUCUACACCUUGAUGGUAAUGUUUGGUUCCAUUCAUGGUAAUGGUUUUCAUAUAAUCAGGGUGUGGAACUCUCUAAACAGAUUGGUGCUACAUAUUAUAUACAAUGCAGCUCAAGAACUCAGCAGAGGUUUUUUUAUGUUUGUGAGGAUGAUGUUAUUGUGCGUAGUCCAAGAGAUGUGGAUCAAGAAAAUGGAAGAAAUGAGGGCAAAAGGAAGCUUAGAAGAGUUCCAACAAGCUCAGGUCCAUCCUGCAAGUGUGGUUGAGGGCAAUGCAGUAGUGAGAAGGGAAGCCAGAUGGAAGGCACCAAGGGAGAGCUUUGUCAAACCCAAAUGGGAUGCAUGGUCAGUUGAUAGAAGAUAUUAAAAGGGCUCUUUACA